AUGUACAGGCGACGCCCACUGGGCGCGCCAACGCCCGCUCUGCGACGGACCACCGAAACACCGUUCGGCAAGGUCCAGCCAACAUUUGAUGGCUUCAAGCUCGCCAACGCCAGCUGGGGAGAGGAGGACUCGCUCUUGCUCCCCGUCACUGGAUGGUCGGAGCCGUCGCCCUCGUCACAUCAGUACACUAUAGGUCUUGACGCCGACAACACCCCCAUCAUGAUCGACGAGUUCGAGACGUUCGAAGAGGCUGUCUUAACCGGCCGUGGUGAGCGCGUCCCUGAUGUCGAGGCAACGCCAGACAGGAAGGGCAAGCGCAAGGCCGAGAGCCCCGGUCUGCCCGCGACCGUCACCAAGCGCCGCCCCCGCCGCUCAAUCGUUGCCCGUCCAGAGGCCACCCCUAGGACAGACGAUGUCUUCGGGAGGCGGAUGACGGGGCCGAGCUGUAAGUGGACUCAGGUUGAUGGCGACCAAACACUGCUGAUCGCCGUCUUCUAG
Vanrija pseudolonga is the source of this 498-nucleotide messenger RNA. RefSeq lists its product as uncharacterized. Bases 1 to 498 code for a protein of 165 amino acids. The transcript has a single exon. The record is from RefSeq and is a predicted model, not a curated record. Lineage: Eukaryota; Fungi; Basidiomycota; Tremellomycetes; Trichosporonales; Trichosporonaceae.